AUGUGCCAUCAAAAUCUACGGCGGCCGGGCCUCUUCGAUUCUUCGGGCUUCUUAUCAAGGCCUCGGUGCCAUCUGUCUAUUCUGCUGGCAUUCAGCUUUCUGGCUCUCCUGAUGGCUACGUCGGCUUUUCCUGGAGCAGACACCAUGGAUGCUUCUGACAGAACAUUUAGCGGCAUCAGUAGAGGAAAAGUCAUGUCUCAAAGUGCAGACGCCUUGGCUCGUUUAGACGUCAAGGUGCAUCAAAUAAUGGAAGCGAAACAGGAUCAAAUGCUGUAUUGCUGGGAGCAAACAGCUGCCGAAGCCGGCAGUCAGGCAGACUGUCUGACCUGUAUUAGCCACCUGCGCACUCAGUGUCAGGAGUUGUGUGAUGUUCUUGAUCCGAUCUCUACUUGGAAGAGAGCCAAUCUACGGCAGCUGUCGGCAGUCAGGCGGGCCCUGAUUUCAGCGACGUCCAUGAGGAAGGAGUGUAAAAAUCGCUGUUCUUCUAGGGCCAAGUAUGGCAUUUUCACCUGCAAACUUAACUUCUAA
Messenger RNA from Protopolystoma xenopodis, 528 nucleotides. The record is from the annotation of a GenBank genome assembly. NCBI's taxonomy places the organism in Eukaryota, Metazoa, Platyhelminthes, Monogenea, Polystomatidea, Polystomatidae.